AUGUUUUACGCGCAGCAAAAGCCGCAACAGCCGCCCAUUAAAACGGCGACGCUUUUAUUACGCGACGUGGAAAAGACGCUACAAAGAGUCGCGAACAAAUAUUACAACAGCGCGAACGUGAAGCCGUCUCGAGCGUUCACGGGAUGGAUGAAGCAAAGGAAACGAGAGUUCACGGCGAAGGAUGAAACGUCGGCGUUUUUAGAACGAUGCGAAUACGUAUGCGUCGAGAAUGAAGAAGACCAACGGCGACUCCCGACCGUGAACGAGAAAAGAGCGCGAGAAUUAUUCGAGGACUUCAAAGAACAGAGUUCUACUUUCGCCGUUUUGCUCGUUCCUGGAUUGUGGGGGCAUCAUUAUCCAGGAUAUUACGUCACCGUGAGAGAUAUGUUUCGUUCGAUAGAUAUCGAGUGCGAAAUAUCGCGAGUAAACUCGGAAGGUUCGGUGAAGGAGAACGCGAGAACAGUUAAGGACGAAAUCGAGGCGUUGUGUGAGAAUAAGAAUAAAGACGACGAGAAGAGAAGAAAAAGAGUUUUAGCGAUGGGCCAUUCGAAAGGUGGACUGGACAUCGCCGCCGCGCUGGCGCUGUUUGAAACGGAGUUGGAAGACAAACUCGCGGGAUUCGUGUGCGUUCAGUCGCCUUACGGGGGGUCACCAAUUGCUGAAGAUUUGUUGAGCAAUAAGUACGUGCGAUCGGGCGUUCAUUUUGCGCUCGAGGCUGCGUUCGGAGAGAGCAGAAAUUCAGAAGCGAUUAAAAAGAUGGUGAAGCCGGUGGAAGAUUUAACGUAUCGCGCGCGAAUACGAUUUCUUCGAAAACACCCGUUGCCGGAACAGUUCAGGGACAAAACGGUAUGUUUCCACUCCAAAACGACCAGCAAAGAUUCCGCGAUGACCAACAUCGCUCUGUACAGUUUAUCGCAAUACAACGAAGAAGGGGACGGUUUAGUCUGUCGGUCCGACGCCGAAAUCCCACACACGAGAGUCGUUCGAUACGACGAGGAAUUUGAUCACGUCGAUCCCGCCUUUCCGACGUCAUUUUCUGACGCGCUCGUCCGAGACCAUCGCGAAUUCUACGCGAAAGAAAACGAGCGAAGAAUAAAACGUGGGAACAAAAUGCUCCUACCCACCCCACUGGGCAUCAAAGGCGCCGAGUUGACCUCUCAAGUUUUAGCCGUUCCGGGUAGAGUGAAACACGACACCGCUUCCGUCCAUCUCGCGUUGGCGCAUUUAGCUUUAAGCGCGCCCGCGAAGAAGAAGAAACAGAAGAAGAAGAAGAAGGAAAGUAUUCAAAACGGAGAGAGAGAGGUAGUAGUAAACGAGGACGACGCGCAACAAACCACAAAAACCACCGCAAUAGAAGUCGCUUAA
Messenger RNA from Bathycoccus prasinos, 1365 nucleotides. RefSeq lists its product with no specific name. Lineage: Eukaryota; Viridiplantae; Chlorophyta; Mamiellophyceae; Mamiellales; Bathycoccaceae. The transcript has a single exon. The coding region runs from base 1 to 1365 and encodes 454 amino acids. The record is from RefSeq and is a predicted model, not a curated record.